This is a messenger RNA of Eufriesea mexicana, 969 nucleotides long. Its product is annotated as putative deoxyribonuclease TATDN1. The record is from RefSeq and is a predicted model, not a curated record. Lineage: Eukaryota; Metazoa; Arthropoda; Insecta; Hymenoptera; Apidae. Bases 46 to 969 code for a protein of 307 amino acids. The transcript has 5 exons. Gene Ontology annotation, cellular component: cytosol. Gene Ontology annotation, molecular function: 3'-5'-DNA exonuclease activity.
GUUUCUACCGUGUUUGAGAAAACUGUCAUUUCACUGAUAGAUUGAAUGAUAGGAAUUAGAAUGAGUAAUUUAAGAAAAUUUAUAGAUAUCGGGGCUAAUUUGACCGAUCCUAUGUAUCAAGGUAUUUAUCAUGGAUCACAAAAGCAUCUCCCAGAUUUGGAUAAAGUUUUAGAACGAAGUUGGAAUAACAAUAUUUCGAAAAUUAUAAUCACUGCCGGUAAUAUAGAAGAAAGUAAAAAAGCUCUCGAAAUAGCUCGAACAGAUGAACGGCUAUUUUCUACAGUUGGUUGUCAUCCAACUCAUUGUUAUGAAUUUGAAGCAAAUGGUGAUCCAGAAGGCUAUCUUAAAUCAUUAUCAGAUUUAGCAGCAGACAAUAAAGACAAAGUUGUUGCUAUUGGUGAAAUGGGACUAGAUUAUGAUAGGCUGCAAUUUUGUUCUAAAGAUAUUCAAAAGAAAUAUUUUGAAAUGCAGUUAUCCUUAUGUUCCACUUUGAAAUUACCAAUGUUUCUACAUUGCCGUAAUGCUAGUGAAGAUUUUGUAAGAAUUUUAAGAAAAUACAAAGAUACAUUAACAGCUGGUGUUGUACACUCUUUUGAUGGUAAUCCAGAAGAAGCUAAUUCCAUUCUACAAAUGGGGUUAUAUAUUGGUAUUAAUGGAUGUUCUCUUAAAACAGAAGAGAACCUUUUUGCUGUUACAACUAUACCGUUAGAUAAGUUGAUGAUAGAAACUGAUUGUCCAUGGUGUGAAAUAAGACCUACACAUGCCUCUGCAAAAGAUGUUAUUACCAAUUUUCAAUCCAAUAAAAAAGAAAAGUGGCAACCUGAUAAAAUGGUUAAAGGAAGAAAUGAACCAUGCACAAUAGUCCAAAUUUUGGAAGUACUUGCACGAAUUAGAGAUGAAGAAGAAGAAUAUUUAUGUAACCAAAUAUAUAAAAAUACAAUGAAAGUCUUUUUUCCUCAUGAGCUCUAA